Molecule: messenger RNA, 4104 nt
Organism: Lutzomyia longipalpis
Lineage: Eukaryota; Metazoa; Arthropoda; Insecta; Diptera; Psychodidae
Exons: 8
Coding region: 252-3896 (1214 amino acids)
Biological process (GO): chromatin remodeling
Cellular component (GO): nucleus
Molecular function (GO): histone H3K9 demethylase activity; histone H3K36 demethylase activity
Source: RefSeq, a predicted model, not a curated record
AAUUUGGGAACGUUUAACCACAAAGUUUCUGAGAUUUGAUGGAGUUUUUGGUGCGUGCGGUGUUGUGUGUGGAAAUUAAAUUGAUUUUCAGUGAGAAAAAUGCGUGAAAACUGUGAAAAUUCAACCCCAGGAUCGGGUUAAAGGUACCCCAAACUCAUUUGUGGAGAAAAACGUCCAAAAACAUUGAAUUAAGUGCGUGAAAAACGAGGAAGAAAAAAAGAAAAGACAAAAGUGCUGAAGGAAAAAAAGCCAUGAUGGAGAUUUUUAAUGAAAGUCUGGAGGAUAAUUUGAUGGGGGACUAUCAAGUGCCCGAAUUGAUGGUCUUCCGUCCAACAUGGGAAGAAUUCAAGAAUUUUGGGAAAUACGUUGAAUAUAUGGAGUCCCAGGGAGCGCACAAAGCGGGCCUUGCUAAGGUCGUUCCCCCAGUCGAAUGGGUUCCGCGUAAGGCAGGUUAUGACAUUGAUAAAAUGAACAUAACAAUUCCGGCUCCAAUUUGUCAAGCCGUUGCCGGGAAGAAUGGCUUGUAUCAGCAGAUAAACAUUCAGAAGCGCUCAAUGACAAUUCAGCAAUUUGCGGAAAUGUCCAAACAGGAAGCCUACCGUACGCCGCCACAUUAUAGUUUUGACGAUUUAGAGCAAAAGUAUUGGAAGAACAUUAAGACGGUGGCCCCAAUUUACGGGGCAGACGUGAGUGGGACGCUGACUGAUCCGGAAAUGAAGGAAUGGAAUAUUAGUAAGUUAGGGACGAUCUUGGAUCUCGUCAAUGAUGACUACGGGAUUCAAAUUGAUGGCGUCAAUACGGCCUAUUUGUACUUUGGCAUGUGGAAGACGACGUUUGCAUGGCACACCGAAGAUAUGGAUUUAUAUUCAAUCAAUUACCUCCAUUUUGGUGCCCCGAAGACCUGGUACGCCGUCCCACCGGCCAUGGGGAGGAGAAUGGAGAAAAUGGCAAAUUCCUACUUCAAGGCCAGUCACAACAACUGCAAUGCCUACCUCAGGCACAAGACGACACUCAUUAAUCCGCAAAUACUGAAGAAGCACAACAUUCCAUACAAUAAGAUAACACAAGAAGCGGGGGAGAUCAUGAUAACAUUUCCCUUUGGUUACCAUUCGGGCUUCAAUCAUGGCUUCAAUUGUGCCGAAUCCACAAAUUUCGCUUUGCCACGGUGGAUUGAGUACGGCAAGAGGGCGAGUCAGUGCUUUUGCAUCAAUGACAUGGUUAAAAUUUCCAUGGAUACCUUCGUGAAGCGUUUCCAACCUGAACGGUAUGAGGCAUGGCUCAUGGGGAAUGAUAUUGGUGUCCAUCCCGAAGGUCCAGCAAAUGUCAUUUUACCGGCAAAUCCUCCGUCUGAGCAGGAUUUGCUCUGCAAUAAGGGCAAUCCGCUCGUGCAGGAAAUCCUCAAGAUGAAUCGUCAAUGCAACCCAACGUUGGGGACAUCGAGUAAGUCCUUCAAGGAACGCAAUCCAGAUCUCGAUAUGGAGGACAUUGAGAACAACCCUUAUAUCCCGGAAGAUGUGCGUUCUACCCUCACUGGGGCAUUGACAAUUAAGAAUCCCGACGAGGAACGGUAUGAGCCAGAAGAUGCAGAUGCAGAUGGUGGAGAUGAUGGGCAUGUUGAUAGGAAGCUAAUGGACUUUAUGUAUGAUUCAGACGAAGAAUUCCGGAAGAAGCGGUCAAAGAAGAAGAAGAAACGCAAGAAUUCGGAGGAAUUGAGUGACGAUGACUACGACUGGGGGGAGAUGCAGGAGCUGAAGAAGCGCGGGAAGAGACUCCCAGGGCAACCACCUAGAAAACGUGGAAGGAAACCCAAAUCUCAGGAAACGUCAGAGGAAGCAGCCACCAAUGGAGAGAAUAAUAUAAAGAAGGAACGACCAAAGAAGCCCAAAACAUCAGAAUUGGAAUUGCUGAAUGUGAAUAAACCGGAAAUUGUGGGGAAACGCGAAAGGAAACCAACGGCACAGGUUAUGGCAAAUUUGGAAUCGGAGAAGAUUCUCAAGCAGAUUUUGGAGCCAAUGAGGAAAUUCCACGGGAAGAUACCAAAAACGAAGACCCCACAAAUCCCGGCGGAACUGCUUAAACCCAAAGUUAAGCCCGAAGUUAAGGCUGAAAUUAAGCCCGAAGUUAAGGUGGAAGUUAAAUCUCUAGAACAAUCCGAAAUGAAGAAACAAUUGACGAUGAUGGAAAAAGAAGAAGAAAAUUUCGUGGUUCCAAUGGAAAUUUUCAAUGAAAAUUUCAUAAAGCCAAAUGAGGAAUUAAGAAAGGAGGAACCGGCGGUGGUUGAAGAAGUUGUGAAGAAGGAGCCAUCAGCUAAUGGUGAACAGCAAAUGGAAGAGAAGACAUUGCUGCUGAAUGUAAAACCCGGAAGUAUUUGCCGGACGUACGUGAAGAAGGGGCCAAAACCCAAAGUUGUGGUCCAUUUAACAGCAGCCGCGGGUGGUGGGGCGGAGGCUAAUGGGGUGGCGGCAGCAGCAGCAGCGAGUUUGCGCACGGAUGUUGUUGCUGGGCAAAAGCCGAAGUCACAGCCGAGGCCGCGAAAGACACCGCAAAAGAAAACGCCACCAUCCACCAUGUCGAUGACCCCAGUGGGUGUCAAAAGUGUUGCAGCAGCAGCAGCCGCCGUUGUAGCAGCUAAACCAACGCUGGAAAUGGGAAAAGUUAAUAAUAAAAUUGUGGACAAUUCAGCGGGUAUCAGGAGCCUCACGGAGACCCCCUUUGGUUCCUAUGGGAAGCCCCAAAAUCCAGCCUCACAAACAGCUAUGCCGAAGUCAGAAAAAUACGAUUAUUUGCCAAUGACAAAUGCCGCCGCCGCGGCUGAGAUGAAUCAACAUGUGGCGAAUGCAAUGAUGAAUCCCAUGAUGAAUUCAAUGGUUAAUUCAAUGAUGUCCUCAAUGAUGGGCAAUUCAGCGGCCAUAAAUCACAGCAGUGCGGUGAAACCUGCUGCCGCCGGCGCUGGCGUUGUUGGGAAUCCAAUGAUAAAAGCCGGCGUCAAUCAACCGUUGUCGUAUCAAACACCUGCGCCCGUUAAGAUUACAAAGCCACCGCAGCAGCAACAGCCGGCGGCGGUUGUUAAGCAGCAGCCGGUUGUUGUGCAGGCGCCAGUUGUGACGGCGCCGGUGAAGAAUGACGUGAAACAGACGCCCGCGACGCCGGCAAAGCCACGAACAAUGAAUUCGAGUAUGUCGUACUUGAGUGCUUUCAAUGAAUUCCUCGAGUCAAGGAAGACACAGGGCGGUGGGACGACAACACCAACGCGCGGCAUUAGUAUUAUGGGCACGAAAACACCGGCGGCGCCGCAGAAGAUGAGCGGCGGCGGAGGGAUGAAGGAGAAGACGCCCCCGGAGACGGUGGCGGUGCUCAAAAGUGAGGCACAGCAGAUCCAGGUGAGACAGGAAAUGCCACAGAAUCGAUUGGAGCUGCCUGGAGCAGGUGAGAUUCCGCAUCUUGCAUCGGGACAGCAGUCAAAGGGAAAAACUUCUGCUGCAUCGACAAAUCGUCGGCGGAAGACGCAACAGAAGCCACGACAGAUAAUUAAGAAUCUCGACCAUCAGUUCAAUCAGGAGGAUGGCUAUACGCCAAAUCUCAUGGUGAGCAGUCUCAUGAACAAUCGUACGCAGGGUCAAGGGCAGCAGAAUCAGCAGCAGGGUCAGCAGCAGCAAAUGCAGAACUUUGAUCUCUACCAAACAUACCAAACGCUCAGUGAGUUCCAGGAGCAGCAGCAGCAGCAGCAGCCAGCAACGAGUACGAUGACAAUGCUCGGUUCUAGCAUCAUUGCGUCCCAGCAGGCCCUUCAAUCGUCCCUUGGGCUCAACUAUACGAAUCCAGCGGCUCUCAAUGCGCUCUAUUCCACCUUCCCGACACCGGCAAAUCGCAUGGGAUUGCUGACGGAUGAUAAUUAAUCAAAAGAAUGGAGUGAAGAAGAAGGAGAGCGUCCGGAGAGGCUCAGAAAAAGUCUCGAAAAAUCCUGACUGAAUGGAAGGAGCCGGAAGUCUCUUAAGGUAGGAAAAGUUUCCUCUUAAACGUUUUUUUUAUUCUUCUGUUUUUUUUUUUUUUUAUAAAGAGAUGAAUUUAAAAUUUUUUUAAUAAAAUGAAGAGAUUCUUUUAAAA